Messenger RNA from Daldinia childiae, 615 nucleotides. RefSeq names its product NADH-ubiquinone oxidoreductase 21.3 kDa subunit. Gene Ontology annotation, biological process: mitochondrial respiratory chain complex I assembly. Bases 1 to 615 code for a protein of 204 amino acids. The transcript has 4 exons. Lineage: Eukaryota; Fungi; Ascomycota; Sordariomycetes; Xylariales; Hypoxylaceae. The record is from RefSeq and is a predicted model, not a curated record.
AUGGCGAAUCCACAUUCCGUCCAGGCCGAACCGAAGGAGCACCACUUCCACCAGCACGAUGCCAUCAAGUCGGGCAUAAAAGGCGCUUUGAUCGGCGGAGGUGCCGGUCUUAUUACCUCGGCCGUGCAGAAUUCCCUCGCGAAGCGCAACGUUGGUGUCUGGGGCGUCUUUAGCAGGACUGGUGGCACUGUUGCUAUGUUCACUGCCCUCGGUACUGUGUACACAUUCUCCAAAGAUGCUGCUGCCAAUUUAAGAGAGAAGGAUGACACACUAAACGUGACGAUCGCCUCUUUUCUCGGUGGUGCCACGAUCGGUCUUAAGACCGGUCGCAUGCCUCAAAUCCUCGGCUUUGGUGCUGCUUUCUCUAUCAUCAUGUCGGCUUUCGAAUAUACAGGUGGCAGCCUACGCGGCGGGUCCCGCGCCGAGGUCUCCAGUAUGGAUGAGUACGACCGCAAGGAGUACUUACGAAAGAACAGACGGCGGCCAAUUGAGGAGACCAUCUCUGAGAUUGGAGAAGGAAGAGGCAUCAACCCUCCAGGCUACGAGGAGCGCAGGCGACAGCGUCUAAAGGAGAAGUAUGGCGUUGAUAUCAACCCCGUUUCAGCAAACGCGUAA